CGAUUGGCUAUAUAUGCAUAAAUCUUUGUAUACUUCAUCUUAAUUUACCGUGCAUUUAUACAAUUGCAGUGGUCUUUCAUCUGUUGUAAAAGCUGUCUGUAUUAUAUAUACAGCACACACACGCACAUAUGAUGGCGCAGAUGUUCAACUCUGAAAGAACAAUGUACGAAUCCGAUGAAUUUCGGAUGUAUGGCUUUAAGAUAAUGCAGUGCCCGAGGAGACGGAGCCACGAUUGGACUCAGUGUCCCUUCGCCCACCGCGGCGAGAGGGCCCGUCGUCGCGACCCGCGCCGGUACAACUACGCGGCUGUGCCAUGCCCGGAUUAUAGCGACGAUAGAGACUGCAUCAGGGGAAACACAUGCCAAUUUGCUCACGGGGUCUUCGAGUACUGGCUUCACCCAGAAAAGUACCGUACUCGCCUAUGCAACGCCGGCGAAUUUUGCACUCGCAAUGUCUGUUUCUUUGCCCAUUCGACGGCGGAACUCAGGAGGCACCACCAGAACCGGCGCCGCGUCUCGGCCAUUAUUAAUGAACCGUCAUUGGGAAGAAGAUGGGGCGAGCAUGGAGAAGCCUCGACAUGGUCGUCAAUAUUGGGGCAGCCAAGUGAGGGGUCAUCCAAUUCAGGCAACAACCCUGAUUAUUUGGGCAGCUUGAUGAGCCGGUUGAUCAUUAGUGGGGAAGGUAAUCGAACGACGAGGGGUGCCCAGCAUCGGUGCUUGCAACAACCAGAUGCUCCUGAUAUAGGGUGGAUAGAUGAUCUACUGGAUUAAUUGACCACCAAAUUAAUUAAUAUAUAUUUGCCGUCAUCAAUGUAAAGAUUAUUUUCCAGCGAGUAUUGGGUUUAGGGAAAGACUUAAGUUAAACCAUUCAUUCCGGCAAAAUGUUGC
Diospyros lotus (date-plum) is the source of this 887-nucleotide messenger RNA. Its product is annotated as zinc finger CCCH domain-containing protein 54-like. The record is from RefSeq and is a predicted model, not a curated record. Lineage: Eukaryota; Viridiplantae; Streptophyta; Magnoliopsida; Ericales; Ebenaceae. Gene Ontology annotation, molecular function: metal ion binding. The transcript has a single exon. Bases 129 to 770 code for a protein of 213 amino acids.